Molecule: messenger RNA, 1494 nt
Organism: Cladophialophora psammophila CBS 110553
Lineage: Eukaryota; Fungi; Ascomycota; Eurotiomycetes; Chaetothyriales; Herpotrichiellaceae
Exons: 1
Coding region: 1-1494 (497 amino acids)
Source: RefSeq, a predicted model, not a curated record
AUGGUAAUAGCGAACGCCACCUGCCUCUAUCUUUCUCUCAAUAAUCCCAACUUUGCCUCUAAACAGCAGCAGCCAGAACGGGUGGACGCCAGGGAUAUCCAUCACUCUGAAUUCGGGUCGAGCGGCAGCAAUACCAGGGCUUCAGAACCCGUGAGCCUCAUGGUAUCGAUCGAGGGCCACAACACCUACUGGGUAGAAGCGGCUGGCUUGGUUGUUCCGAUCGUCAAAGACCUCGAUCCACGAGAGGCGUACAGAGUCAGGCUCACACACAUGGGAGGCCCAAACGGCACCGGUGGCGUACUCGAGUUUGAAGGCAUUUGGGUUGAUAAAGCCACAUUUGCGGAAGUCAGAGCAGCGUCAUCGGCCUCGAACGAAACGCGCUCACCAGCGAGACUCCUUCCUUUCGAUGAACGUUUCGACAAAACUGCCCACAAUGAUCAGAAUGCGUCCCGGCCAAGGAGGGAAAUCGUUGAGAUCGUCACGUCCGAGAUAUCGCUUUCAGCUAUGAAUCAUCGCCUUCACCUCUCAACUCUGCGAAAUGACUCGCACGAAAGAAUACAAACUUGGUGCAAGCAGCUGGGGGCAGAAUCCCCUGUGGACACGGUGAUCCUGGACACAACAGGAAUCGGCUUGAUGUCAACAGGAGAGUCGGGACCGAGUAUGCGAGAUCAAUUCUUCCGCGCAGGACCUCCGGGGACAAGGGCUUUUGCACGUCCCUGGAACUUCAAGCUGUACAGUCCCUCGGUGCUCCUUCUCCAGCUCGGACUCGUGGAUUUUGUCCAAUUCUUCUCUCCUUCUGCCGACGGGAGGAGGAGCAAACCCGUCAAUAGGCACGAUCUGGCCAAGUUCACUAACGAGUUUGUCGACGCAUACAUCAAAUUGAUUCAAGCAAUCCGUGCAAAUGCGUAUCCCUUUGACCCGACCACCACGACGAUGACGGGGUUGGCCACGGAUCUAGACGAUGACGGGAGCUACAUCUACAACUCGGCGCCGUCCACGCUCUCAAUAUUCCUCCUCACACCCUUCUCCGCGACACGGCACUCGGUCACGAAGAAGCUCAAGCUCGACAAAGUCAUUUCCAACGCCCUUACCCAAGUCGCAGCGACCCUGCAAGCCGACGGGGACAAGUCGACUUUCUGGAUCGACACGACCGGCUGGCUCGACGCGGCCACGGACUUCGAGGGCGGCCGCCCCGAUGACCCCAAUUCAUCCCCAGAAUCACCACCACCACGAUCAUCAGUGCUCAACAGGUCAGGAAGGUCCAAAGUCGCGACGCUGCUCACAGAGCACCUCUGCCCGUACAUCGCGGGACCCUCUCCAUCCGCCGGCUCGCCGCAAGCGGAGGAGGCGCCUCCAGGGGUCCCACGACGAGUCUGUCCAUUCGAUCGCUACGACCAUUACCUAGGCAACGUCUACCUGCCGACGGACGUCGACUUCGACAGGACCCUCCUGGAGCACAAGAUCGAGUCAAUCAAGCUCAAGUUCAACUUGUAG